AUGGGCAGCCGGCCCCACAGCCCCAGCGCCUGCCCCGCGCCCUUGUGGGGACCGCAGCCCGGAGGACCCCGCCCUGCCAAGCGCCGCCGACUGGAGGAGCCAGCGGGCCUCCAGCCCGGCGCGGUCCCCAGCCUGGAAGACUCGGCGGGGCCCCCGGGCGCGGACGCGCUCACCUCCGUCGUGGUCCUGGCCGCGGGCUGUGCCUUGCGAGUGGCCCUGGACGACGUCGACCUGGUGCUGGAGCCCGCGCCAACCUCGGUCCUGCAAGUAUCCCUCGAAGGGCACACGCUCAUCCUGGUCCCUGAGGUCCUCCUCGAAGGCUCGGGAGGGCAGGGCGACUCGUCUGGUGGCCUGGAACCGGGCGUUUUUCUGGUCCCAGAGAUCGUUGCCCAAAAAGAGGCCUUCAAGGAGGGCGUGGACCCCGAAUUCCCGGCACCCUGGAUGGCCCCUCCCGCCGGCUCAGCCGCUGAGCUCCAGCCCUCCGCCAGCAGGGUGUCCAGCCCCGACCCUCAGGGCCCGGUCCCUGAGCCCAGUCCUCUGGCUCCCAGCCUUAGUCCAGGGAGACGCUGCCCACGCCCGAUCUUCGACCUGGAAUUCCACCUGCUGGAGCCCUUCCCCAGUUCACCACUCCAACCUCUACCUCCCUCCCCAAGUCCAGGUCCCCCUGCGCGCCCGGCGCGCUCUCCUCGCCCUGGGUGCAAGGCCCGGAGAUGCUUGUUUCCGGAAUGA
Messenger RNA from Lemur catta (Ring-tailed lemur), 729 nucleotides. RefSeq names its product proline-rich protein 23B-like. The transcript has a single exon. Bases 1 to 729 code for a protein of 242 amino acids. Lineage: Eukaryota; Metazoa; Chordata; Mammalia; Primates; Lemuridae. The record is from RefSeq and is a predicted model, not a curated record.